Lasiodiplodia theobromae is the source of this 2514-nucleotide messenger RNA. RefSeq names its product Thermostable beta-glucosidase b protein. Gene Ontology annotation, biological process: glucan catabolic process. The transcript has 3 exons. Gene Ontology annotation, molecular function: beta-glucosidase activity. NCBI's taxonomy places the organism in Eukaryota, Fungi, Ascomycota, Dothideomycetes, Botryosphaeriales, Botryosphaeriaceae. The record is from RefSeq and is a predicted model, not a curated record. Bases 1 to 2514 code for a protein of 837 amino acids.
AUGGGUUCUACCACCACCAAUGUUGAGGCCAUUCUUGCCUCGUUGACGCUCGACGAGAAGAUCUCCCUCCUCGCCGGCGCCAACUUCUGGGAAACCGUCGCGAUCCCGGACAAAGGCGUGCCCUCGCUCAAGACCAGCGACGGGCCGAACGGUGCGCGCGGAGCCGAGUUCGCGCACGGCACGACGGCGGCAUGCUUCCCGGCAUCAGUAUGCCUGGCGUCGACGUUCGACGUGGAGCUGGCGGGGCGGGUGGGCAGCGCCUUGGCCGAGGAGACGCUGUCCAAGGGCGCGCGCGUGCUGCUGGCGCCGACCGUGUGCCUGCACCGGCACCCGCUGGGCGGGCGCAACUUCGAGUCCUUCUCCGAGGACCCGCUGCUGGCGGGCAAGCUGGCGGCGGCGUACAUCCGCGGCCUGCAGGCGCGCGGCGUCGGCGCGACGAUCAAGCACUUCGCCGCCAACGAGCAGGAGACGCAGCGCUUCACCGUCAACGAGACGAUUUCGGAGCGCGCGCUGCGCGAGCUCUACCUCAAGCCGUUCGAGAUCGCCAUCAAGGAGGCGCAGCCGUGGGCCGUCAUGACGAGCUACAACCUCGUCAACGGCACGCACGCCGACGGCCACGAGUUCCUGCUCAAGAAGGUGCUCCGGGGCGACUGGGGCUGGAAGGGCCUGGUCAUGAGCGACUGGGGCGGAACCAACUCGACGGCCGAGAGCAUCAACGCCGGCAUGGACCUGGAGAUGCCCGGCCCGACCAAGUGGCGCAAGGUCGAGGACGUCAAGGCGGCUAUCAAGGCGGGGACGACGACCGAGCAGGCCGUCACCGAGAGGGCCAGGAACGUGCUCGAGCUGCUGGUCAAGACGCGUCAGUUUGAGGACCCCGUCACGCCGCCCGAGAAGGCAAUCAACAGGCCGGAGGCUCAGCAGCUCAUUCGUGAGGUUGGCGGCGCCGGUGCGGUGUUGUUGAAGAAUAAGGACGGAGUGUUGCCGAUCAAGAAGGAGAGGCUGCAGAAGAAGAAGAUUGCGGUGCUGGGACACGCAAAGGACUCUUUGAUCCAUGGCGGUGGAAGCGCUUCGGUCAACGCUCACUACAAGAUCACCCCCUAUGAAGGCCUGAAGGCUGCACUUGGAGACGAGGUGGAGCUGCUUUAUGCAAAGGGUGCGCACACUUUCCGUCUUCUGCCGCCGAUGGGCAAGGGCGUCAAGGACUACGAAGGCUCCGCUGGCUGGACUCUUCAGCGCUUCGACACCGAAGACUACUCCAAGUCGCCCGUCGGCACCAAGAACAUCCCUACGUCCAACUGGGCGCCCAUCCUCUCGACAGAAAUCGCCGAGACGUGCAAGCUCACGGGAACCUUCACGCCCGAGACGACGGGCAAGCACUACCUGGGCUUCUCCGGCCUCGGCCCCUCCAAGCUCUUCAUCAACGGCGAGCUCGUCUCGGAGCAGAAGCACAACUACCAGGACCCCAUGGGCUUCCUCCUCGGCGGCGGCAAGCAGGAGAACUUCCAGUACCACUUCGAAGCCGGCAAGCAGUACGCGAUCGAGGCGCAGUCGCGGCGGCCGCAGGUCAACAACAGCGGGCUCAGCAUCCUGGACAAGUGCAUGGGCUUCUACCUGGGCUUCAUGCCCGAGGAGGAGCACGACGAGGACAUCCAGGCGCAGGCGGUGGCGGCGGCGCGCGCGGCCGACGUGGCCGUCGUCUUCACGGGCCACACCAAGGACUGGGAGACCGAGGGCCAGGACCAGGCGUCGUUCCACCUGCCGGCCGACGGCUCGCAGGACGCCCUCGUGGCCGCCGUCGCCGCGGCCAACCCCAACACCGUCGUCGUCAACAGCACCGGCGUCGCCGUCGCCAUGCCGUGGAUCGACGACGUCGCCGCCGUCGUGCAGACCUGGUUCCCGGGACAGGAGGCCGGCAACGCCAUCGCCGACGUGCUGCUCGGCACCGUCAACCCGUCGGGCCGCCUGCCGACGAGCUUCCCGCGCCGCCUGGAGGACGCGCCCGCGCACGGCAACUUCCCGGGCGAGUACGUCGACGGCAGGCUGGAGGUGAAGUAUGCGGAGGACGUGUUCAUGGGGUACAGGCACUUCGACCGCGUGGGCAGCGACAAGGUGCUGUUCCCGUUCGGCUUCGGCCUCAGCUACACGUCCUUCGCGCUCAGCGGCUUCCACGUCCAGCCCAACGAGCAGGUCUUCGACGUCGCCGUCAGCGUCACGAAUACGGGCGCCGUGGCCGGCGCGCAGGUCGUCCAGGUGUAUGCGGGCCCGGCCGGGAAGACGGCCGUUGAGGUGCCGGUGAAGCAGCUCGUCGGGUUCCAGCGCGUGGUGCUUCAGCCGGGCGAGACGAAGGCGGUGCAGGUGCCUGUGCCGGUGAGGAGCUUGGCCUACUUCGACGAGGGCGUCGGCAAGUGGGUGGUUGAGAAGGGCGAGUACAAGAUCAUGAUUGGCGAGUCGUCGGCCGACAUUAAGGAGAGCAGCGUCGUUAACGUGGCGGAGAAAAUUGAGUUUGCGCCGUAA